UUUGAAUGUUUGGUUCUAGCUCACACAGCUUUGACAGGUGAAACUUAUUCACUGUAUUGAAGACUCACAGGUGAAGUUGAAAAUACCAUCUUUUGUAUUUUUGUGCAGGCACGACUUUCUGGUGUUAUACACUGUCCUGGCGUUGCAGAUCUAGGGGUUCCAGUUAAGACGUGGUCAGCCUUCUAAAGAAAGUGGGAAUCUCACCGAAAUAUUCAAUUACUUUGCUGUGUUUCUUGCCAGGACAAAGGCUCAAACCAUCAUCUUCUCCUGGUAUCGAAUACCAAGGGACCUUCUGAAGUAAGCUUUAACAAUGAUCCUUGCAGAUCAUGAUGUCCGUAAAGUUGUACUACCAUCUGGAAUCCCAGAAACGGUGGAUGACCUUUAUUCAGCCAUCCGUGAUACCUUUUCCAUUACAAGAGACUUCUGUCUUCACUAUAAAGAUGCUGAUUUUGGUGAUGAGUUUUUUACCCUUGUUUCGACAACUGACCUUAAGGACAAGGACACAAUCAAGAUUGUGUUUCUCCAGGACCAGGAGCCUACAAUAACCUUGACCUUAAGUGAUGUGACCAACGUGACUGAUAAUCCAUCUGAGGAGGACUCUGUUGACACCUCAUCUGUGUCAACUAAUGACACUCUGAUUCUUUCCGCAUCUGAAGAUAGUCCAGGGCACCGUUACCAGCGCUGGCCUGUUCAGUUUCAGAUUCCCAGCUUUUCUGACCUCACAGAGAUCCAAAUUCGGUCAGCCAACGAGCGCUUCCAAAAAGAUGGGACUCUUCUCCCUACAAAAGAUUUAAUUCCACUGCUUCCUGACAUCCUUAGAAAACUAGCAGAAGCUAUUUAUAAGUAUACUGCUUAUCCAUCCAGUCUGCAGAUCAGUGAGGUUGCAGAGGCCCUGACUCUAAAGCAUCCCUGCCUGAAAGAACCAGGGUCCUUCAAUGGAUGCUAUGGGUGGGCGCAGCGUCUAAAGUACAAGAUGAACAAUUUCAGAAGCAAGCUUAGAGGUCUCGGCUGCCCUGAAGUUGAAGUAAACUCACUUAAGAGGAAAAUGACAUGUGACCAAUACCCGGCAAAGAAUGUCAAAAAACCAAAGAAGGCUGAGGUGAACUACCUACCCCCUCAUGCUCAAGGUGAAACUAGUGAAAGUUUGGAAAAAGAGAGAAUCGAGCUACUGAGUGAAGUGAUGAAAAGGGACAACUCCAGAGUGGUAGCUCAGAAAAUGGACAAGACAGGCCCCUGCCAUCAGUGA
Oreochromis niloticus (Nile tilapia) is the source of this 1246-nucleotide messenger RNA. RefSeq lists its product as uncharacterized. Lineage: Eukaryota; Metazoa; Chordata; Actinopteri; Cichliformes; Cichlidae. The record is from RefSeq and is a predicted model, not a curated record. Bases 311 to 1246 code for a protein of 311 amino acids. The transcript is spliced from 3 exons.